Molecule: messenger RNA, 1359 nt
Organism: Stomoxys calcitrans (stable fly)
Lineage: Eukaryota; Metazoa; Arthropoda; Insecta; Diptera; Muscidae
Product: peptidoglycan recognition protein
Exons: 6
Coding region: 168-1079 (303 amino acids)
Biological process (GO): peptidoglycan catabolic process
Molecular function (GO): zinc ion binding; N-acetylmuramoyl-L-alanine amidase activity
Source: RefSeq, a predicted model, not a curated record
GUAUAUCUGUUAUUUUAUUUGUUUAUGUUUCGCGAUAAACAAAAUUGCAUAUUGCCAAAUUGCUCUUCCGGUUUAAUAAAUGAGCUAAAAAGUCUUAACUAUACGCCUAAAGCAUACAAAAUAGAUACAAAUUGAAAAACCAAUAAGAUAGCAGAGCGUUCUUAAAUAUGGUAGAUAUUCCUAAAAAUGAAGUUCAAAGGAAUGUGCUUAGCCGAACGGAUUCCAUUGAGUCAAGUGACUCAGAGUCUGACAGCUAUGGUGAAGAGGAGCCAUACAAAAACAUAAGGGAUUUAAGCAUAAGUGAAGUGAAUGAAGAAAACAUAGAUUCUUCAGUUGAACAAUUGCUUAGAAAUAUUCCUUCCACUUCCUUCGGCGAUGUAAAUAUUAAUAACUCUUCAAAUGUGGUUUUGGGAAAUAUUAUUAAAAUUAAAGGAGAUUUGAUAAUAAACACAAACCACAAAGAAUGUAACAACGAUCACAAUAAGAAGAAAGAAAACGAACGAAAUGAGGUCAUACAUAUGAAACAACAAGUAAAUUUGAAUAAACCAGAAUCCGAAACUGUUGAACAUUUUAUUACGCGAUCCCGAUGGGGUGCUAUGGAUCCAGCUGAAGAUUACACUUACACAGAGGAGCCUAUGGACGUUGUUAUAAUUGCACACACAGCUACAAACAGUUCGACUGAGACUUUAGCAAACAUGGUUAUCGUACGCGAUAUUCAGGCUUUCCACAUUGGAGAACAAGAUUGGAGUGAUAUUGGAUAUAACUUUUUAAUUGGAUGCGAUGGAAAAAUCUACGAAGGUCGAGGUUGGGGAGUUGUUGGAGCCCACACUUAUGGUUAUAAUAAAAUAUCAAUUUGCAUUGCAUUUAUUGGUUGUUUUUUAAGUAAGCUUCCCACUCCCGCUGCACUGAAUGCCUGCAAAACAUUAUUGAACAUGGGCAUUGCUGAGGGACAUUUAACUUCCAAUUUUAAAUUGAUGGGUCAUCUGCAGUGUAUUAACACCCAAAGUCCAGGACGAAAACUAUAUAAAGAAAUUCAAACAUGGGAACAUUUUUAUCUCAAAGAACAGACUCAAACAUAAGGGGGAAAACUUUCUUAUAUGUGCAUGUUAUUUUAUUAUACCCACCACCGUAGGAUAUAUUCAUUUAGUCAUAUAUAUUUCGGAUCGUCGUAAAAUUCUAAGUUGAUUGAACGAUGUCCGUGUGUCUGUUCGUCUGUCCGUCCGUCUGUUGUAAUCACUCUAUAGCCGGCUGAACUUAAUGCAUUUUUACUUGUUUUAAAUUUUGUUUCAAACUUGAAUGUUUUAAAAAAAUCAGGAAAAGCCUAUUUUAUAAAUAAAAUUCAUAUUUUGAAAAAAUCGA